Messenger RNA from Penicillium odoratum, 321 nucleotides. RefSeq lists its product as uncharacterized. The coding region runs from base 1 to 321 and encodes 106 amino acids. Lineage: Eukaryota; Fungi; Ascomycota; Eurotiomycetes; Eurotiales; Aspergillaceae. The transcript has 2 exons. The record is from RefSeq and is a predicted model, not a curated record.
AUGUUGCUCCGGGGAUACAGACUUGCUAACAUUGAUAGUGUGGAAAAACCGCCCCAGCCUGUUGCUCUGGAAACUGUACAGAUCUUACCUCCAACCCGAAUCAUUGCGGCAGCUGCAAUGCACUUCCAUGCAUCGGAGUCAAGCCUGCCUGCUGCAAUGGCAAUUGCGUGGACUUGGCGAGCAAUAUCACCAGCUGUGGGGCCUGCACUGCACCCCCAUGCAGAGGCGGGAACCCAGCCUGCUGCAACGGAGAUUGCACGGAUCUCAGCACGGAUAUUAACCACUGUGGUAACUGUAUCUCAUUCCCAUGUGGGGGCCUGA